UACUCUUAUAAAUAUUAAUGAAUCUGAAUGGAUUUGAAUUAAUGUAAGUUAUCGAAUCAGAUGUCUUUAAAUUCAUCUGUUCGCAUUGGUAAGUGUCAUUUUACACAGAAUUAACUGUACAGUCCUUUGACACGUGAAAGAUUGGUUUCUGUAUGUAAAAUCCCGAUUGUUCCGCAGUGAUUUGGGGUCUUUUAUAUGCGCGGGAAGUAAGUGUGACCCCGGAAAGAGUCCAGACUGAGCAUCACACAGACACAAAUACUUUCAUUACGAGUUUAAAGCGCUUUUAAUGUGGAUUUGCCGAGGCUGGAGGAGAGCGUUCUGUGUGAAGAAAAGCGUCUGAGGGUUCGAGGAUGUUCUCCAGAUGAGCCUCAGUCACGGUUACCCGCCCGCGUGCGCGAGAUCGUGUCCCGAAACCUGAGCGAAAGCGCUGGAGGCAUGUCGUCGAGUCUGUCGGUCCCAGAGGAGAACCGGGUUCUUCAGGCAGAACUGAGUCGUGUGGAAGAUCUUCUGGCUCACAGUCGAGCAGAACGAGAUGAACUGGCCAUCAAAUACAGCGCCAUCAGCGAGAGACUGGAGCAGGCGCUGAGGAUGGAGUCGGCCGGGGAGGAUCCGGGUUCUCCUGAGUCGCUCAGUCUAGCGCAGCAGAACGUGGAUCUGCGCAGACGGCUGGACGAGGAGCAGGCGGCGUAUAAACGCAAACUCACGGCGUACCAGGAGGGGCAGCAGAGACAAGCGCAGCUCGUGCAGAAACUACAGGCCAAGGUUCUCCAGUACAAGAAGAAGUGUGGAGAUCUGGAACAGAUGCUGCUGGAGAACUCCACUAGCCGGUGUGGCGGCAGUAACGGCCAUGAUGACGAGGAGCCCAGCGGCGAGAUGGAGAGCGCCCUCAUCAGACUGGAGGAGGAACAGCAGAGGAGCAGCGGUCUAUCCGCGGUCAACGCUAUGCUACGGGAGCAGCUGGAACAGGCCGGACUGGCCAACGAGGCGCUCAGCCAGGACAUCCGCAGACUCACUGCUGAUUGGACCAGAGCGAGGGAGGAGCUGGAGCAGAGGGAGUGUGAUUGGAGGAAAGAGGAGGAGUCUUUCCACAGCUACUUCAGCGGCGAGCACAGCCGUCUGCUGGCGCUCUGGAGGCAGGUGGUGGGUCUGCGCAGGCACAUCUGCGAGAUGAAGAGCGCCACCGAGAGGGAUCUGUCUGCGGUGAGGAACCAGCUGGCGUGCGCGGCUCAGAGUGUGCAGCUGCAGUGUGUGAGCACCUGCUCAGUCCUGCGCAGUCGGGAGGAGGCGUCUGCGCAGAUGCUGGAGAGAGAGACGGGCGUGCGACUGCAACUGGAGCAGCAGCUGAGAGAGACGGUGACGGAGAUGAUGACGCUGCAGGCCAAGAGCGACUCGGAGCGGCUCGAGAUCAACACACGGCUUGUGGACGCAGUGAGAGAGCUUGAGCGUCUCAAAGCUCAUGUGGAGGACAGAGAACAGGAAGUGACAACACUCAACAGGAAGCUGCAGGAUCAGAGGAGCCUUGAGGAAACUGAAGUUCAUUCACUCAGGACACACACUGCAGCCCUGCAGAACACACUCCGAGACAUCACACAGCUGCUGUUCUCUGACAGUGACGGUGUGGACGGAAACACUGAAGAGUCUCUCCUGCCGUUACUGCGCUCUUCAUCAUCAUCAUCAUCAUCAUCAUUACCCAUCAUCCCUGACAGCUGUCUGUCUGCACUGCGCUCCAGUCUGACCCACAGACAGGGCCAGAUACAGGAGCUGCGUGAGCGUCUAGCGUCUGCACAGUCGUCAGUCCAGCACCUGCGCAAGCAGCAGAUGGAGGCGGAGUCAGGCCGGCGGGAGGCGGAGUCAGGCCGGAGAGAGGCGGAGCUACGUGUGCAGACGCUGCAGGGAGAGCGAGACGAGGCUCAGAGAGAGAGAGAGACGGCUGUGAGAGAGAGACACCGACUCAGACAGGAGAGAGACGCGCUCAGCAGUGAGAAGGAGUGUGUGUGUAAAGCGGCACAGACGCAGGCGCAGCUGCUGCAGAUGGAGUGUGAGAGACUGCAGGUGUGUGUGACGUCUGCGCAGAGAGAGAGAGAGGCCGAGCAAGAGGAGAGAGAGGCCGCGGAGUUGGAGAGAGACCGAGCGAGAGCAGAGACACACAGAACUCAGCAGAUGUGGGACGAGUCGGAGUGUCGAGCUUCUGCACUGCGAGCUGAACUGGCGGCGCUGAGAGAGUCUGUCCAGCAGGGGGCGUCAGACAGACAGAUGAUGGAGGCGGAGAACACACAGCUGAGGGACACACUCACCCGGAGUGAGAGCGGUCGCGCUGAGCUCUCGCUAGCGGUCACGAAGCUUCACUCGGAGGAGUCGUCACUCAGAGAUUCGCUCGCGAAGAUGAGCGCCAUUAACGAGAGUCUCGCACAGGACAAGUCUGAACUCAACAGCCUCGUCGUACAGCUGGAGGAGGAGAAGAGUGUGUUGCUGUCUCAGCGAAGAGAAGCGCAGCAGGAGAAGCUGACCAUCAGAGACGAGCUCGUUCGCUCCGAGCAGGACCGCCUGGAGCUGGACUCGGUCCGCCUCUCGCUCAGCCAAUCACUGCAGGAGGCGGAGCUGGCGAGGGCGGGGCUGGAGGCGGAGCUUCAGUCACUGCAGGCGGACAGAGCCAAACUGCAGGACAGAAUUACACAGCUGAUUGGUGAGAUGGGUGGUCUGGAGGCGGAGCUUGAGUCGGUCCGCAGUGAAGGCCAUAGGCAGAGCUCCGCCCUGGAGGAGGCGGGGCGUGGGAGGGCGGAGCUAGUGAGAGAGAGGGCGGGGCUUCUGGUUCAGCUGAACGCCUCAGAGAGAGAGAACGCCACUCUGACGGAGGAGAUCGCUUGCUUCAGGUCGGAGAGGGAGGCUCUAGAGACGAGUCUUUUCGAACUGCAGCAACAAAUAAAUCAAAUGGAGUCUCGCCGUGAACAGCUGGAGUCGGAGAACCAGAACCUGCGCCUGCGUACUGACAGCGUUACAGCGGAGCUGAAGCGUGUGCGCGCUGAGAGAGAGACGCUUCUGUCUCACAGUGAGAAAGAGAGAGACGCGCUGAGAGACGCGCUAGCAACGGCUCAACAUGAAGCUCAACGAGUUCUGCGCGCGACCCUGUCCGACCACCAGGAGGAGCUGGAGAGACUGGCCAAUCAGAAGGAGGCGCUGCGCUGCAGUCUGGAGGCCGAGCAGCAGGGGGCGCUGCGGCGGCUGCGGGAACACCUGGAGGAUCAGCUGACCCGGCGGGAGCGAGAGGGGGAGGAGCUUCAGGAGCAGCUGCGGUCGCUGCAGCGCGACAGGGACCAGAGUCUGCUACAGGCGGAGUCCGACAAACAGCAGGCACUGUCGGUGAAGGAGGCGGAGAAGGCGGUGCUGGCGGAGAAGGCGAGCGCCCUACAGGCGGAGCUGAGCACUGCAGCGCUGGAGCUGGAGAGACUGAGCCGGGAGACGGCGCUGCUCAGGGACCAGGAGCGGGCUGCGGUCGCGUCUCUGAACGCUGAACUGCAGGAGCUGCGCGGUGAGCUUCAGGACGCAGCCGGUGCACACGCGCGAGAGCUGCGCAGACGGCAGGAGGACUGCGCAGACCUGCAGACGCGAGCCGACGCGGCGCUCAGAGAGUUGGAGGAGUGUCGCGCGCUGCUGGCGUCCAGCGAGGAGAACCGAGACAGUGCCAGGAGAGAUCUCCUGGAGAUGGAGAAACGCUUGGGCCAGAUACGGGAGGAGGGGGAGGGGCUUAGGCGAGAGGGGGCGGAGCUACGGCGCUCUCUUAGUGAUGUCACCAAGGAGAGGGACACCCUCAGCCAAUCAAACGCGCAGCUGAGGGAAGCACUGAGAGCGGCGGAGAGCGAGAGAAUCAGCGUCAAGCGUGUGUGUGAGGAGAAGGAGCAGAGGGCGUGUCUGCUGGAGGAGAGCCUGGCGUCUGCGCAGACGGAGGUGUCCGAUCUGCGCUCGUGUCUGCGUGACGUGGAGCGAUCCCGACUGGAGGCGCGCAGGGAACUGCAGGAGCUGCGCAGACAGGUGAAAGUCGUGGAUGCCGAGCGCGAGCAGACGGCUAAGCAGACGACCGAACUGCAGAUGCGUUUAUCCGCGGAGGAGCAGAAGGACGAGGAGCGAGCGAGAGAACUGAUCUCGCUCAAACAGAGACUCGCCGAAACGGAAACUAGCAGAAACUCUCUUCAGAAAGAGCUGUCUUCUCUACAGAGGCGUGUGAGCGAGAGCGAGUUGUGCUGGCGCAGUCGCGAGCGAGAGUUAACGUCUCAGCUACAGGACGCUCGCGGCUGUGAGAAGAAGCUUCAGGACGAGGCACGUAACCUCUCCGUCCGCGCGCAGUCGACCUCGGAUGCGUCUGCGCAGCUGCAGCUGCAGCUGAGUGAUGCGCAGGGCCGCCUGGCUGCGACGGAGGCGGAGCUAGCGCGAGCGGAGGCGGGGCGCAGGGAUCUGGAGUUCAGGAUGAGCAGCCUGCAGUCGGCACUCACGCGCACACUGGGCAUCGGGGCCAGUGGGCGGAGCAGCAGCAGGGGGCGGAGCCCAGCAGGCUCCUCCCCUUCCUCUCUGAGCUCAGGGAUGAUGUCUCGCCAUAGGAGCGUGUCUCCGCUGCACUGCUCGCUGUCGCCACCCAAAGAUGUGGCAGGUCACGUGACUCCUGAUAACAGCAUCAUGCUGAGGCCGGUGUCUCCAGAGAGGACCGACGCCCCGCUGCCCGUCGCCCAGGCGGAGCUCGACCCCGAAACCCUGCGCAGCGGCCUCAGAGACUUCAUACAGGAGCUGCGCGAGGCUCAGCGAGACCGUGACGAGGCGCGGGGUCAACUGGGGUCACUGCAGAGGGAACUACAGGAAGUGACCUCAGAGAGAGACUCCGCCCACCAGCGCCUCAUUCAGCUGCACAACACACUACAGGAGUGCCAGGAGGAUAAGCGUGGCGUGGAUGGAAAGCUGUCGUCGGCUCAAGCUCUGCUGCAUGAGCAGGACGAGUCCCUGCGGAGAGGAGAGAGAGAGCGGCGAGCGCUAAACGAGCGAAUCACAGAGCUGGAGCGGAUGUCCCAGAGCGCCGAGGCCGAGCGCACGCGCGUGGAGGAGCAGUGCCGCCAGCUGCGCGCGGGCGAGGCACGUGUGGAGGCAGAGCGGCGGCGGCUGCGCGAGGCGCUGGAGGAGGCGGAGGGCCGGGGCACACGGGUGGAGCUGGGGAGGCGGAGCCUAGAGGGAGAGCUGCAGAGACUCAGGCUGAGUCUGACGGAGAGAGAGAUGGAGAUCCAGGCGGCUCACGACCGCCACGAGAGCGCCGCCAAACAGGUGUCGGAGGCCGAGUCCCGCGCGGCGAGUCUCCAGCGGGAGGUGGACCGGCUGACGGCGGCGCUGGCCAAAGCUCAGGACGGGGAGAGCGAACAGAGAGAGCGAGCGCUGGCUCUCUCCCAGAGUCUGCAGGAAGCCUCCGCGGCCCACAGCGCCACCCAGGGGCGUCUCACAGCACUGCAGAAAACACUGGGCCAGGCGGAGGGCGAGCGCAGGCAGACGCAGGAGCGUGUGGACGGGCUGCGCGCGGCGCUGUCGGACGGGAAGCGGAGCGUGGGCCUCCUCACGGAGCGCGUGCACACACUGCAGGCGGAGCUGACCCAGAGUCAGCUGGUGCGGGCGGAGCUGGAGGCGGGGCUGCUCAACACACAGGAGGCUCUGCGCCAGAGGUCCGACAGCCUGGCCGAGGCCCAGCGAGCGCUGCAGUCUGCGCAGACGGAGCGGGCGACUGCAGAGGAGCGUCUGCGCAGCCUUCAGAGAGCCGUGGCUUUACUGGAGACCGAGAGGAGGGAGUCCGAGAGACAGGCGGUGCGCCUCGAGAAGGACAAGACUGCGCUGAGGAGCACUCUGGAGAAGGUGGAGCGCCAGAAGCUGAAGACGGAGGAGAGUAGCAUGCGCUUGUGCGCGGAGAAAGGCCGCCUGGAUCGUUCGCUGAACACCGUGGAGCAGGAGCUGACGGACGCGCAGAAGCAGGUCGCGAUGCUGCAGGCUCAGCUGGCCGAGCUGGAGCAGAGUCACAGCACUAGCGAGCAGUCGGCCCGUGUGCGCGAGGACGAGAGACACCGCAUCAGUCAGAGAGAGGCGGAGCGGACGCUAGCCGCGCGAGAGAGAGCGUACCGCCAGCGCGUCAGGGGUCUGGAGGAGCAGGUGUCCACGCUGAAGGAGCAGCUACAGCACGAGAUCCGCCGCAGAACGCCCUCGCUAACGUGAGCCACAUCAACGGCUGUUCCUCGAGAUACAUCACCUGCUUUAAUGAUCCCUUCAUUUACUUUAUAAACUAAAAUAACUGGCUCAUAUAAAACGUCUUACUACACGCAGAAGGCCUUUAUUAACCCCUGGAGCCCUAUGGAUUACUGUUAGGAUGGAUAUGAGCAUGCACUUUUCUGGGCUUUAAAAUCUCAGGCACCAAUAUAAAGUUUGGAAGAGCCAGGAUAGUUUUAAUUAGUGCUGGGCAACGAUUUAUCGCUAUUAAUCACAUCCAAAAUAAAUGUUUGUGUUUACAUAAUAGAUGUGUGUAUUGUGUAUAAUUAUUUUGUAUAUAUAAAUACACACACAUGCAUGUAUUUAGUUAAGUUUUAUAAAUAUAUAUCAAAUAUUUAUAUAUAAUAUAAAUAUACAGUAUGCAUGCAUGUGUGUUAUUUUAAUACACAAAUUAAUUAUACACAGUACACGUAUAUUAUGUAAACACAAAUUUUUAUUUUGGAUGCGAUUAUCACAAUCUAAUCGAUUAAUCGCUGUUUUCAAUAUAACUCUGAUUGUGUUCGUCUGAAAGAUUGUCAUACACACCUGAUGACUUCAGGGAGUAAAUCAUGAACUAAUUUUCAUUUAUCUGUGAACUGUGCCUUUAAGGCCUGUUCACACCAAGGACGAUAACUACAAAGAAAGAAUAGCAGAGAGAAAAACACCUAUGAUAACGGCACAUGAACGAAUUUUUCAGCUGAUGGACGAUAAAAAAACAUUGACAGCCAAUCAGAAUCCAUCUCGAGCGUUUAAAGCGAUCGUUCUUGGUGUGAACGGGCUUUUAGAGAUAUUGUGAGUUUUUGUUUUAUUACAGAAUACUGAAAGGGUGAAUGUCAUGAAACUUGUCUGGAAAUGUCAGAGUAAUAUUUACCCCAAAACCAAAAUGUUGUUUUGCUUAAAGCCCAUUGUAGGACCAAGAUUUGUUACAUUGCACCCCUAUUAUUAUGACAAUUCAUUAUUUUAUUCUCAUAAUUCUUUACUGUAAUGCUAAAUAGUUUUUUUAAGGAGGUAAAUAUAUUACUGCCUAACGAAUGAACGAAGCGCUCACAUUCCCUGUAACACUGACACAUACUCAACACAAAUACUUGAAUAUUUUACUGUAAUAUGUAUGGUUUAUGUAAAUGAGAAUCUGUGAAGUUAUCUCUGAGAACCGAUUUUUUAAAUACCAUAACACAAACAUGUUUAUCAUUUGUUAUUCAGUUAUUGCUAUGUUUACCUCAACCGAUUGUUGACAGUUUAGCUACUGAUCAUUUAAUCUACUCACCCUAAAUCUGAAAUGUACAUUUCACUUACGAGAUAAAGUUGAUCUGAAGAGUUGUCGUGUCCAGUUUCACAAUGAGAUUACCUUGUCAUCGCAAUAGUUCUGAAAGCGUUUUUCACAACGCGAUUCUCUAAAAAUGUAUGGUCAAUUUCAGUGCGAGUUCGGUCGCGCGCUUGACAGCGGCCGGCAGCGCGCACAUAAUAACGGACUCUGACAGGAAUGGCGCGAAUUACUAAGGUGAGACACUUUACGUCAUAUUUUUUCAAUAAUUAUAAUAAUACAUUUUAAUGCCAGUCGCAUUAUGGUGCUUGGUAAUUCAAAGGGAAAAUAAGAUAGUUCGGAAUCACGACGACCCGUUCAGAUCGACAUAUCGCGUUGAAGUUAUUUUAAAUGGCAUUUUAACUGCUAUUUUUCUUGGUCUUUUAUGCGUGGAAUAAAUGUAUUUUUGUUUUGCUAGAAUGGAUUUUAUACGCAUUAAAAUGAUUUUGUUUAAA
This is a messenger RNA of Pimephales promelas (fathead minnow), 8013 nucleotides long. RefSeq names its product ciliary rootlet coiled-coil, rootletin (gene crocc). The record is from RefSeq and is a predicted model, not a curated record. Lineage: Eukaryota; Metazoa; Chordata; Actinopteri; Cypriniformes; Leuciscidae.